UUUUUCCAAAAUAUGUAUUGGUAGUCGUGGACGAGAAGAAGAGCCAUGGCAUACGAGGAAGAGAGGGUUCUGGAGACCCAACUGGAGCUCCAAUUGCAUGAGCAACGUGAUUCUCUCGCUGCCCUUAAAGAUGCCCUAGCUUUUGAUCCUAACAAUCUGGAGCUUCUCUCGGUUUGUGAGGAGGUUGUUCAGGCAAUUAAAGAUGCAGAGGAGGGCCUUCUACAUUUGAAACGUGCACGGUUACUUAGAGAAGCUGAUUCAGUGCUUCUAGCUUCAUGUCCUACUGAUAAUGUGGCCAAGGUUGAACCUCUCGAUCCAACAGAUGUUGAGCCUGAACCUUUGGAGGAGAACCAAUGUUACAAAAUUGGAUCGAAAUGUAGAUUCAGAUACUCGGAUGGACGAUGGUAUAAUGGUCUAAUUGUUGACUUAGAUGGUUCUAGUUCUUCAGCAAAGGUUUCUUUCCUCAAUCCCACUUCGGAAAGUAUGCUGAUGUGCAACUUCUUUCUGCAGCAAAGAUGUCGGUUUCGUAAUAACUGCCGCUUAUCACAUGGAGUUGAUGUCCCAUUAUCCUCACUGAAAAAGUAUAUCCCAACAAUAUGGGAGCAGUCAGCAGUGGGAUCCAGUGUUUGGGCAGUCUCUAAUGGUAGCGGUGGUCUUUGGAGGGGAGGGGAGCUUGAGUCAUGGGACGAUGAACUUGGGCUAGGGAAAGUGGUUUUCCGAGAUGAUGGAAGCUCUGCAAACCUGGGGGAUGAAGCUAUAACACUAUCAGAGUAUGCUGAAAUGAGCAAUGAAGAAGAAAGUGACUUAAGCUCAGAACAAUCUGAUUCUAGUGACUAUGACGAAGAUAGCCCACAGGGCAUAGGGUUUUUAGACAGCAGCUCGAAAAGAGGCAUCCAGAAAGAAACUGCCAUCUUUGCCAAGUGGGAGAACCACACUAGAGGUAUAGCUUCCAAGAUGAUGGCUAAUAUGGGUUAUCGUGAAGGAAUGGGAUUAGGUGUUUCUGGGCAGGGAAUGGUGGAUCCUAUAAAUGUCCGGGUUCUUCCUGCUAAACAAUCUCUUGAUCUUGCUGUUGAGUCUCGUAAAAAGAAAGAGAGCAAGGAGAAUCAAGGAAAGAAGCGGAGCAGAGGUGGCAAGAGGAAACGUGAUAAGAAGUUUGCUGCAUUAACACGAGCUGCAAAAGAGAGAGAGGAAAUGGCACCAGACGUCUUUAGUCUUAUCAACAUCCAACUCGCAAAGCAUGACGAAGCUUUAAUUGGUCCAGCACAAAAGCAGCAAAAUAAAGAUUCUGCAGAGGGGAAAAAGGUCGACCGGAGGACAUUGGUUGCAUACGAUGACGAAGUCAAGGAUUUGAGAAUGAAGAUCGAGAAGCUUGAAGAAAUGGCGAACAGGAACAGGAAAGAGAAGGCGGUUUAUGACGCGGCAAUGAGGAAAUUGAGCGAGACUCGGAAAGCAUUAGCGGACACAGUGGCAGCUCAUGCAUCUGCAUCAAAUGCAGUUAUGAGCAAGGAAAAAGAGAAAAAAUGGCUGAAGUUUUGAAGCUUAUUCUGUGUUCAUUGUACUUUCUAUGUAAUAUUAGAUCGUUCCAAGAUGAAAUCUAGCACUGAAAUUGCUUUUUGUCUACUAUGUCAACGGUUUGAGUGCCAUCCUCAAAUUUCAGUGGCUAUUUAUUUACAGGCUUCUUCUAAUGCAGAAUGUAAUCUCUCAUGAUAUCCAAGAUAGUUCUCUGUUGUUUUGCC
This is a messenger RNA of Humulus lupulus (European hop), 1736 nucleotides long. RefSeq names its product zinc finger CCCH domain-containing protein 18. Gene Ontology annotation, molecular function: nucleic acid binding; metal ion binding. Bases 46 to 1536 code for a protein of 496 amino acids. The record is from RefSeq and is a predicted model, not a curated record. The transcript is spliced from 4 exons. Lineage: Eukaryota; Viridiplantae; Streptophyta; Magnoliopsida; Rosales; Cannabaceae.